CAGCUACAUAGAGAGAGACUCAACUAUAGAGAGAGAAACUGCAAAGAGGACUCCGUAGCAAUGGAGUCGACGUUACUCUCGGUGAGCUCCACAAUGUCUAUUUUGUCCCUGUCCAAGUCUCUUAAUUCCCAUUCCACCACUCUCUUUACCAAUUUCUACCGCUGCUUCUGCACGACUCGACCUAGUGCACUCGCUCGCCUCAAACUCAGGCGAUGUCUACUUGACAGAGACUUCAACCGGCUCGGAUCGUGUUCUUUGGUUAGGGGUCUGGAUUCGGUGGAUCUAUGCAGGUCCCGAUUGCAGUGCAUUGGCAGUUCAGCUGCCUCGUUUGCGUCCGACGGAGGUGGUUUUGGUGGGAUUCAUGGAAAUGGAGGUGGUCGAGGCGGCGGAGGCGAUGGAGCGGCUGAGGGUGGAGAGUCAAAGCCGCGUUCCGUGGUGGUUGGAGCUGGGGAGGCUUCUGCUUCUAGCUCUGACGUUAUCAUUCUUGAUGUUGGUGGGAUGACAUGUGGAGGUUGUGCCGCGAGUGUGAAGAGAAUUUUGGAAAGUCAACCACAGGUUUUUUCUGCUAGCGUGAAUCUCACUACUGAAACUGCAAUCGUAUGGCCGGCAUCUGAAGCCAAGGUUACACCCAGCUGGCAGAAGGACUUGGGAGAGGCUCUUGCAAAUCAUUUGACUAAUUGUGGAUUCACAUCUAAUCUUCGAGAUUCAAGAAGGGUGAACAUCUAUGAGACGUUUGAGAAGAAGAUAAAUGAAAAGCAUGCUCUGUUAAGAAAGAGUGGUCGUGGGCUAGCUGUUUCUUGGGCUUUAUGUGCUGUAUGCAUCUUUGGCCAUCUCACUUACUUCUUUGGAACCAAGGCACCAUGGAUCCAUGCAUUGCAUUCCACAGGAUUUCAUUUGUCUUUGUGUCUAUUUACAUUGCUUGGCCCUGGUCGCCAACUGCUUGUUGAUGGCCUGAGAAGUCUUGUUAGAGGAGCUCCAAACAUGAAUACAUUGGUUGGUCUUGGGGCUUUGUCAUCCUUUGCUGUCAGCUCCCUCGCUGCUUUUAUACCAAAACUGGGAUGGAAAACUUUCUUUGAGGAACCAGUUAUGCUGAUAGCAUUUGUCUUGCUUGGGAGAAAUCUUGAACAGAGAGCCAAGAUAAAAGCAACCAGUGAUAUGACAGGCCUUCUAAGUAUGUUGCCUGCUAAAGCUCGUCUCCUGGCUAAUGGUGGUGCAGGAGAAUCGGACUCAACCGUUGAAGUUCCUUCUAGCAGUCUUUCUGUGGGAGAUCAAAUCGUUGUACUGCCUGGAGAUCGUAUUCCGGCUGAUGGGAUAGUCAGAGCAGGCAGAAGCACUGUUGAUGAGUCAAGUUUCACUGGGGAGCCUCUACCUGUAACUAAAUUACCAGGGGCAGAAGUCGCAGCUGGAAGUAUAAACCUAAAUGGAAAAAUUACUGUUGAGGUUCAAAGACAAGGUGGUGAGACUGCCAUUGGGGACAUUGUUCGGUUGGUAGAAGAAGCACAGACUAGAGAAGCUCCUGUACAACGGUUGGCUGACAAGGUUGCUGGACACUUCACUUAUGGUGUUAUGGCGCUCUCUGCAGCCACAUUUAUGUUCUGGAAUCUUUUUGGUACGCGAAUUUUGCCAGCUGCUCUUCAUCAAGGGACUUCUCUUUCAUUGGCAUUGCAACUUUCAUGUAGCGUUCUGGUUAUAGCAUGUCCAUGUGCACUUGGGCUAGCAACACCAACAGCUGUACUGGUUGGAACUUCACUUGGUGCUACAAGAGGGCUGCUUUUGCGUGGUGGAAGUAUAUUGGAAAAUUUCUCGAUGGUGAACACAGUUGUCUUUGACAAAACAGGAACAUUAACCAUUGGCAGACCUAGUGUGACCAAAGUAAUGACACAGGGUCACCAAGCAGAUACAGAUCCACAACCAGAUUUAGCUUCAGCUCGUAAUUGGUCUGAAGUGGAUAUUUUGACGUUAGCUGCUGGAGUUGAAUCAAAUACAAUUCAUCCAAUUGGAAAGGCGAUUGUGGAGGCAGCGCAGGCUUUGAACUGUGCAAAUGUGAAGGCGGCAGAAGGAACAUUUACAGAGGAACCUGGGUCUGGUGCGGUGGCAACCAUUGAUGAGAAAAAGGUGUCAGUCGGUACGCUGGAGUGGGUUGAAAGGCAUGGGGUGAAAAACAAUUCAUUCCAAGAACUUGAGGAGUUUAAGAAUCAAUCAGUUGUUUAUGUGGGGGUAGAUGAUAUUCUUGCUGGUAUAAUUUAUGUCGAGGAUCAGAUCAGAGAAGAUGCUAGGCAUGUUGUUAAAUCUUUGACUAAUCAAGGAAUCAACACUUACUUGCUCUCUGGGGACAAAAAGAAUGCUGCUGAAUAUGUUGCAUCUGUUGUUGGUAUUCCAAAAGAAAGGGUGUUGUAUGGAGUCAAACCAGAUCAAAAGAAAAUGUUCAUUAGCAGACUUCAGGAGGAUCAGAACAUUGUAGCUAUGGUUGGUGAUGGAAUCAAUGAUGCAGCAGCUCUCGCUUCAUCGCAUGUAGGCGUUGCAAUUGGUGGAGGUGUUGGAGCUGCUAGUGAGGUGUCAUCUAUUGUGCUAAUGCACAACAAGUUGUCCCAGUUACUUGAUGCUCUGGAGCUGAGCAGACUGACCAUGAAGACUGUCAAGCAAAAUCUCUGGUGGGCUUUCGCAUACAACAUUGUAGGAAUUCCAAUAGCAGCUGGAACGUUGCUACCUGUGACUGGGACCAUGCUAUCUCCUUCAAUUGCGGGUGCCCUUAUGGGGUUUAGUUCUAUUGGUGUGAUGACAAACUCUUUGCUUCUAAGAUUCAAGUUUGCAGCAAAACAGAGAGAAAUUUUCAAAUCAUCAUUAUACAUUAAACCACCUAGAGACGAUGAUGAUAUCAGGGAAGAAAAUAAGAGAUUGCAGCACCCAUAUACAGCUUCCAGAUGAUGAAACCUGUUUGCGAAAUUAUGGAACCACUAACUUGCUUCUGAGUGAGGUUUACUGGAUACAACUUUUUUAUGAUGCCACACGGAGGAGGAAAUCACCAAUUCAUCAGAAUAAAUCGAACCCAAAUUCUUUGGAGGGCGUGGGAAGAGACUAUUUGGUUAUCCCAGUCUUUUAAAGAGCCCCGAGAAGCUCAAAUAGAACCCAUUAUUUUUCUAGCUAAUGUUGUUCUCUCUAGUAACGUAAGUUAACUUGGAUUUGUUUCGAGUUGGAAAGAUGAAAAGUGGGGCACUAUUAUUUGAACUUGUUUGAAUAAUUUUAACUAAUUCUUUUUACUAGUUUUAGCGAAUUUUGUGGAUGUAUUUGAUGGCAAAAUGUUGCAAGAAUGAGAACUAUACUUCACUG
Olea europaea var. sylvestris is the source of this 3327-nucleotide messenger RNA. Its product is annotated as copper-transporting ATPase PAA1, chloroplastic. Gene Ontology annotation, cellular component: membrane. Bases 61 to 2925 code for a protein of 954 amino acids. Gene Ontology annotation, molecular function: ATP hydrolysis activity; copper ion binding; ATP binding. Gene Ontology annotation, biological process: monoatomic cation transport; copper ion homeostasis. The transcript has 17 exons. NCBI's taxonomy places the organism in Eukaryota, Viridiplantae, Streptophyta, Magnoliopsida, Lamiales, Oleaceae. The record is from RefSeq and is a predicted model, not a curated record.